This is a messenger RNA of Parathielavia appendiculata, 1539 nucleotides long. RefSeq names its product eukaryotic type KH-domain (KH-domain type I). The transcript is spliced from 2 exons. NCBI's taxonomy places the organism in Eukaryota, Fungi, Ascomycota, Sordariomycetes, Sordariales, Chaetomiaceae. Gene Ontology annotation, cellular component: cytoplasm; nucleus. The record is from RefSeq and is a predicted model, not a curated record. Gene Ontology annotation, molecular function: mRNA 3'-UTR AU-rich region binding. The coding region runs from base 1 to 1476 and encodes 491 amino acids. Gene Ontology annotation, biological process: regulation of gene expression.
AUGUCCGCUUCACCACAGCCGACACACUCGGCCAAGCGGCCCCUCGAGGACACUUCCUCCCCGUCCGUUGCCGGCCAACCCGAGGCCAAGCGACCGGCUCUCGACAAGGUUGUCAAGGAUGAGGAAGAGAUCAAGGAGCCUAUCUCUGCUGGUAACGCCGAGGCUGCCCCGGCCGCUUCUUCCCCUCCUUCGGAGGCAAACGGCAUAACAAAGACGAACGGGGAGAAGUCUGAGGUCAAGGACGCUCAGGGCGAUACUGUCGUCCCAGAUGCUCCCGAGACAAAGCCCAUCACCAGCACCGCCAGUGGCGACGCCGCCCAAGGCCAGUCAAACCCGCCUCCAGGCGCCCACGAUGAAACGGCGUGGAUCCACGUUCGCGCUGUGAUCUCGAGUCCCGAGGCUGCAACCAUUAUCGGAAAGGGCGGCGAGAAUGUGUCCAAGAUUAGGCAGAUGUCUGGUGCCAAGUGCACUGUCAGCGAUUACCAGAAGGGCGCCGUGGAACGCAUCCUCACUGUGAGCGGCAUCGUCGAUGCCGUUGCCAAGGCUUUUGGCCUGAUCAUUCGGACGCUCAACAAUGAGCCCCUGAAUGAGCCCUCGAACCAGCAUUCCAAGACAUACCCCCUUCGCCUGCUCGUUCCUCACAUCUUGAUCGGCUCCAUCAUCGGCAAGGGCGGCGCCCGCAUCAAGGAGAUCCAGGAGGCGUCUGGCGCUCGCCUGAAUGCCUCCGACUCGUGCCUCCCCUUAUCUACCGAGCGCUCGUUGGUCGUCAUGGGCGUCGCUGAUGCUGUUCACAUUGCCACUUACUAUGUUGGCAGCACACUGCUCGAACAGCUCAACGAGCGGUUUGGCGGAGCUGCAGCCUCUGCCUAUGCGACGCGCAGCGGCGGCCCGGCUGGUGCGGUUCCGGGUGGAAUGCAGGUGAUCCCCUACAAUCCUCAGCCUGCCGGCGGUAACUAUGGCAACCGUGAUAACUAUCAUCGCGGCCGUGCUGACCCCAGGGCCCACCACAUGCCGCCCCACUCGUAUGCGCCGCAAUACGGCCACCCCGUUGCGGCUCACCCACAUGCUGCUGCUCCAAUGCCCUAUGGAGGCCAUGCGGCCGCUGGCUACGGAGCUGGCCCACACGUGCCACCUCACCCGGCUGGCGCUGCUGGACCUCAUGCUCCUGCCGGGCCCCAUGGACCGCCGCUGGCUGGUGGCGCAGGCAUGCCUGGAGCGCCUCUUACCCAACAGAUCUACAUUCCCAACGACAUGGUUGGCGCCAUCAUUGGAAAGGGCGGCCAGAAGAUCAACGAGAUCCGUCAGAUCAGUGGCAGCGUGAUUAAGAUUAAUGAACCACAGGACAACAGCAACGAACGUCUCGUCACGAUUACUGGCACGGAGGAGUGCAACCGGAUGGCGCUCUAUCUGCUCUACACUCGGCUCGGUAAGCUCCGGGAGCAGCAUACCAACCCGGCUCAAGCCCAGCACCGCUAAUAAGCUCUUCUCACACAAUAGAAAACGAGAAACACCGGAUUUAGUCGGUCCCCUCGCGGGCUC